AUGUAUGCAACUCGAAACCAUUACGUGCCUUCUGUAACCGUGCACGCGUUAAUUCCUGACGUAUUGAUCAUCAGCGGAUCAGGACCUCACGCGUUGAGUAGAAGAGAGACGGAGAUUUAUGUCGAUGUCAGCUGUGGCAAGUCCGUCAUGCGGGGUGCUGAUUUAUAUGCCAGCGGAAUCAUGGGAUCAAAUAGAGAUUUUAGGGUCGACGAAGUAGUUUCAGUUCUUAUGGAUAUCGACGCACGGUGCAGACGAGGAGUGAAGCGCCCUUACGAGGGCAGGUGCGUGUUCCUGGGCAACGGUGUGACUCAUCAGUCGCGAAGAGACAUCUUUAAAAUUUCUCCGCCGGAAAAACCGAAAGGCCUUGGCGUUUUCAUGGUAGAAAAGGUGUGGAACAACCCGAAACUGUACGGAUUAAUCGAAGACUGGGGCUUUCCUCAGAAUUUGCCUUCGGUUGUUUGCGGACACGUCCUCGAUCCUCAGCCCGGCGAAACUGUCUUGGAUAUGUGCGCUGCCCCCGGUGGCAAAAGUACCCACUUAGCGAUUUUAAUGAAAGACCAGGGAAGAGUUGUUUGCAUUGACGACAGGAAGAUUCGCCUUCGCGAAGUUUUACAGAACGCGUCUGCUCUUUCUCUGCGAUCGAUUGAAGCCUAUAAAAUGGAUGCCGUAAAUCUUGUGAACGAGCCAGAGAAGCGGCGUAAAGCUGUACCCACAAAUAGUCCACCAUUUUUGCCGGAAACGUUCGAUCGAAUUUUGCUUGAUGUUCCGUGCAGCGGACUUGGUCAGCGUCCUUUACUUUUCGAGCAGAAUCCGAACCAGAUUCGAUCACUUCCAGUCAUUCAGAGAAAGCUGCUGAAGUCGGCCUAUCGACUGUUGAAAAAAGAAGGAACAUUGGUUUACAGCACCUGUACUUUACGCGAAGAAGAAAACGAGCACAUGGUUUCGUGGGCUCUAGAAAAUUUUGCCGACUUGAAGCUAAGCCGACAAGUAAGCAAAAGCAGACCACUUUUUCGUGAGUAAGU
Messenger RNA from Soboliphyme baturini, 1022 nucleotides. Lineage: Eukaryota; Metazoa; Nematoda; Enoplea; Dioctophymatida; Soboliphymatidae. The record is from the annotation of a GenBank genome assembly.